This is a messenger RNA of Closterium sp. NIES-67, 4016 nucleotides long. NCBI's taxonomy places the organism in Eukaryota, Viridiplantae, Streptophyta, Zygnematophyceae, Desmidiales, Closteriaceae. The record is from the annotation of a GenBank genome assembly.
AAGAUUUGUAGAGCAGAGGGGGAGCUCCAAUCUGUAAUUCGUAAUUCCCCCACUUAGCUCCCGUGCCACUGUUUGUACUAACCAACAUCCGUGUAGAAAAAGUGGCGCGAGGAUUUUUUCCUCGCGAGGAAAUACAAUCCUCGCCAAUUUCGCCCAAGAAUUUCCGAGUCCUCGAAUCCUCGGCGAGGCGAGGCGAGGAUUCCUCGCCAAGGAUUUUUUGGGAAAACCAUUCCUCAAAUCGCGGAAUUCCGAGGCGAGGAAUUCCUCGCCUCGUUGCUCAUGUCUACUCACAAGUCAUUGCACGCCAUGCAUGCAUGCACACACUAACAAGGAUGACAAGCCGAGUGCAAGCCAUACGGUUGCACCAACAUUGGCAGCAUGAAGUGGUGGCGGAAUUGUGUGUCAUCGUUUUGCCAGAGCUUUUUUUUGCAUCUCACUUUGCUGGGUUCUUUGAUCCCAUACCGCUUACCGAUGAUGUUGAGAAAAGCUUCUGAAUUUUUCCUAGAGGCUCUCAUCAUUGUUUCUCAUUUCUUGGAUAGCUUCUGGUCCUCCUCUGUGUCAGUGCUGCCAUGCCCUUCCCCCCAACUCCCCAACACCCUGUGCCAUUCCAAUCAUUGUGUGCCUUCGUCUUUGCUGCAUCUUUCAAGCACCAUAUCGGCUGUCGACUGGAACGGGGAGUUGCCUGUGGCGUUUGGCACCCUCACCUCCCUCACUUACUUGGACUUACACUUCCUGUUGUCUAGCCAAUUCCCCCGAUGGGUGAUGGACUUGACAUCUUUACGCUACCUCGAUGUGGCUCAUCGCUCUGUCUACCGCAGUGGAGUGGUGCCGCAGGACCUCUCCCGCCUCACUCAAUUGCAGCACUUUGACGCCACGGGCAAUGGAUUGGUCGGCGUGCUGCCUGAAUACUGGACCUCUCUGAACCACCUCACCUUUCUGUCAUUUUUAAAUAACAAGAUUGAAGGCUCCAUCCCGUCAACAUUCUCCGCCCUCACCACAUUGUCCACACUGAUAUUGAAGGGCAACAGAAUGGAAGGCACCAUCCCACCCGUCUUCUCCACUUCACUCAGCAGCCUUAAUCUCCAAGGAAAUCGCUUUUUGGGCUCCAUGCCUGCUUUUCUUGGUUCUCUUCCUGGCCUCACAACCCUGGAACUUGUUGGCAACAACUUCACAGGGGCGAUUCCCAAGACUUUCACAAAGCUCAGCGGUGUUUCCUGGUUGUCGCUUUCCACCAACCAGUUAACAUCAGGGCUUGAUGUGAUCACCGAGAUGACUUGGCUUAGUUUUGUUGAUGCUGGUUUCAACAACUUCUCUGAAAGCUUUCCUGAUCUGUCAACCUUACCUUCACUCAUGGGGCUGUUCAUCCGAGGAAACAACAUCAAAGGGACUUUCCCUAGUGUCUUGUUGAAGCUCACCAACCUCGCAGACUUGGAUUUGGGGCAGAAUGGAUUCCAUGGGUCCAUCCCUGAAGACAUAUCCGAGCUCUCAAGCUUAAGCAUGCUAUAUCUGGACGGCAAUAACUUCGACGAAGAAAUUCCUUCGGCGCUCUUCACCCUUCCGUAUAUUUCAUAUCUAGACUUGAACAACAACCGUUUGAAUGGACGCCUGCCAAGCAGUUUAUCAAGUACUUCCCUUGGCGGUCUAAACCUUGAAGGAAAUAACCUAUCAGGGUCCCUGCCUGAUUUUUCAAACUGGAACGCUUCUUUAUAUUACCUAUCGUUGCGCAAGAACCAGCUUUCAGGAACCAUCCCUACAGCUCUGGUCACGUUAAACAGCCUUGCCAUCCUAGACCUCGCCUCCAACAGCAUCUCAGGGCCCUUGCCCUCUUCCCUUGGCGCGCUCUCCAACCUUAUCGGAUUGUCUGUGUAUGACAACCAGCUCACGGGCAAGCUCCCUUCUUCCAUAUGCGAUCUCACCCAGCUAAUAAUCAUGUAUAUCCGCAACAACUACUUCUAUGGGGAAUUUCCUUCGUGUCUUUACGAGCAUUGCCUGCACAGGAUUGACAUCAGCAACAACAGCUUCUACGGGCCCAUCAACAGCAACUUCCACGGCAUGAUUCCCAACGAUGGCGCUCUGCUCAACAUCGCAGGCAACUACUUCUACGGUGACCCCAUGCUCUAUGCCGAUGGCUGCCAGUUCUGCCCCUCGGGAAGCAUCGAGCCCGAUGCCCUUGACAUUGUCGAGGUCGGGAUGGAUAGGAUGGGGCGUUGUGGCGAACGUCCUUUCCAAGCUCUCCCAGGGGCCAACAAGCAGGGCUCCGCAAGUCUGCGUUUGAACUGCUUCACGUUGAGCGCGCAGCUGGAGUGCACGGCGAAUGAGACGCAGCGCAGCAACGACGCGUGUCUGGCAUUCUGCAGCAUGUCGCGGGAGCUGGGACCGUGCGACGGGCACGGAGCGUGUGUGCCACCGCAGGCGGGGGCAGCAGGGGCUGGGUUCACGUGUGAGUGUGACCACGGAUACGUCACUGCCAAUGGCUCUCUCGGCUCCACCUGCGCCCGCCCUUCUCCGCCCCCCCAGCAGAGCUGUCCGCUCUCCACAGGCGCAGUGGUGGGCAUCUCUGUGGGCUCUGCUGCCGCCUUUGCUCUCCUCCUCGCUCUCAUUGUGGCGCUGCUCUGGCCCAAGCAACGCAGGAGGUGGAGCAGCCUGGACGUGUGUCGGGAGUUCAGCAUUGGGGAGAUUCUGCGGGCAACGGACAACUGGGCGAGCGGCAAUGUGGUGGGGAAGGGCGGCUUUGCCACGGUGUACAAGGGGGUGUCCAGCACGGGCGAGCUGUGGGCCGUCAAGCGCAGCAAACUCAUGUCCAACGACUUCCAGACCGAGGUGCGGGCGAUGGCGUCGCUGCGGCAUGAGAAUGUGGUGCGGCUGUUGGGCUUCUGCCUGCAUCAGAACAUGGAGAGCGGCCAGCAGGAGCAGAUCCUCGUGUACGAGUUCGUGGGCAACGGGGACCUCAAGUAUCACAUCCACCACUCCAAGACCCCCCUGUCCCUGCAGCAGCGGGUGCAGCUGGCGGUGGGCGCAGCGGAGGGAGUGGCCUAUUUGCACAGCUUCGCGACGCCCAUCGUGCACCGCGACCUCAAGCCCAGCAACAUCCUCGUGGGGGAGCACUUCCAGGCCAAGAUUGCCGACUUCGGGCUGCUCAAGCUGCUCAGCCAUGCAGAGGGCGGCGAUGACCGCACUCGAGUGGCCGGCACCCCAGGCUACUUGGACCCCGACUACAACCGAACCCACGUGGUCUCAGAAAAGAGCGAUGUUUACAGCUUUGGCGUGGUUCUGCUUGAGCUGCUGACAAGGCAGAAGGCGGCAGUGGAGGGCACUGACAGCCAUAUCAGCAACUGGGCCGCUAAGAAGGUGCAGGGGUACGAGCUGGGCGCGCUGAAGGACGCUAGUCUGGAGGCGCCGGACGAGGCGGUGGUGGAGCUGGCAGACAUCGCUCUCGACUGCCUCAAGAUGCCCGCCUCCCGCCGCCCCCACAUGAAGGACGUCGCGCGCCGCCUGCACCACCUCCUCCACCACUGCACCGCCAAUGGCCACUCAUCCCUGGUCGAACCCAGCCUGCGCUUGGAGGGGAGGCACAUGGGUGGCGAGGGCAGCAGCACGGACACAUUUGGGAGGAGCGAGUGGUCCGAGGGAACUAGUGGAGUGUCGUCUGCUUCCAAGAGCCUCAUGCAUUCGCUGUCAGAGAAGUGGCGGAUGAUUGAGUAGGAGAUAGGAAAUUACUAGCUAUUCACGCCCGAGGCUCAAGCGUGCACUAGCACUACUGCACAAAUCAUUGUACCAGCGCUUCAGUUGAGAGAACAUGCCUCUGGUUUUUAUCAGAGGACUUAGCCGAAUACAGGGAGAACAGAAAGAAAUCUGGGAUAUACCCCCUAUUGAAAGUCCAUCAGGGUGGUGGUAGAAUUGCAGAAAGACUAGAAAUGACGGAUAAAGAGGAACAUAUGGUUGGGUGACAGGCCUCUGGAUAGGAUUUGGAGUAGUCUUUCAUGUAAGGGUAUGAACCCUCGACCACUUUUUCUGUA